CUUAUAUCGUCGGCCAUUGAUUUCCGUCAGGGACUUUAACAAGAAGCAGCUAGGUUAUUUUCCGGGGGUCACCUUUUCUAUUGAACAGAGAGGUUUUUCUGUUCGUAGAGUAGUGUGUUCUUCUGACAGUCGGUUACCGUUAGGCUGCCUUGUCGCCUGCAGAUUGUGUCGACAUGUCACUCCUAUCGACAGACAUAUUGUUGUGACAGGGCGCUCCCAGCGCGAUAAAGACAACUUCGCCUAAAUGUGGCUGUCACGAACAGAUAAUGAUGAAUAACCGCCAGGAACCCACGAUGUAAUAGACAUUAUCAUUUGCCGUUAGUGUUGGCUGGACACGAAGGAGGACGUUGACCUAACCGUGUUUUUAUGUUGGAAUUCGCUGGCCUCCUCGUAUGUGAAAUGGAACAUGCUCGUUCGCACUUUCUUGCUAUGUUUUGGUCAUUUGGUAGGUAGCUGGCAAGCCAACGCACUUGAGUUUGUUUUUCUUGCUUUUAUGUGUCUGAGUCGCUCACUAGCUGUCUUGCAGAAUGGGACUGUUGCUGUUGCAAUUGUCAAAAUGUCCAGGCGUGAAUAUUUUGAAGCGCGAGGUUCACUCCCGUGUACAUAAACUAUUUUGGUUAGAAUGCCAGACGUCCAGGGGACAACGAGAGGUGAGUGGGAAAAGGUUCGAACCUGUGGCACGCUCUUCGCUUUCACACCCGAGGAGAUGCAACUCUCUUGUGCCCUGUGUACCACUUAGACAGUUCACCAUACCCCCCCAUUUGUUGAGGAACUCAUGGACAGCAACUGUACACUUUGCCAACUACAGCUCUUCGACAGACUCAAAACAAGCAACACAACAAGAAGUUGACAGCAAAGAUCUGCAGUCAACGGAAACAAAACAAUCCCCAACUCGGAUACCCACUGAGGAUGUGAAAAGGAUUUUACAACUUGCCCACCCUGAGCGCUUGCGACUGUCAGCGGCUGUGGGCUUCCUAAUGGUCUCCAGCGCUGUCACAAUGUCGGCUCCCUUCUUCCUGGGCCAUGUCAUUGACACCAUCUACACCAGCUCUUCAGAGGACUUCAGUGCCUCCCUCCGCUCUCUGUGUAUCAUGCUUUCAGGGGUAUUCCUUUGUGGGGGCGCCGCUAAUGCUGCCCGUGUCUACCUCAUGCAAAUCUCAGGUCAACAGAUUGUGAGAAAUCUACGUGUAUUCCUAUUCUCCUCGAUUCUGAGGCAGGAGGUAGGUUUCUUUGAUAAGACCCGUACCGGGGAACUCAUUAACCGCCUAUCUGCAGACACGGCACUCAUCGGCCGCUCCGUCACAGACAACCUUUCUGACGGGCUCCGCGCUGUCGCCCAGGCAACAGCUGGGGUCAGCAUGAUGUUUUAUGUGUCACCAAGUUUAGCAGCCUUUGUGCUGCUGAUUGUGCCUCCUAUGGCUGGCCUAGCUGUCAUAUAUGGGAGAUACCUGCGCUCCAUAUCCAAACGUACACAGGACUCUCUGGCUGAGGCCACACAGUUGGCAGAAGAACGCAUCAGCAACAUGAGGACAGUUCGGGCGUUUGGUAAGGAGCUGACAGAGGUGGCCAAGUAUACGGAGAAGGCCAACUAUGUUCUCCACCUGGCCAAACAGGAAGCCGUUUUGAGGGCUGGCUUCUUUGGCGCGACUGGACUCAGUGGCAACAUCAUCAUCCUGUCAGUGCUGUAUAAGGGAGGGCUAUUGAUGGCCAGUGAACACAUGACUGUGGGAGAGCUCUCUUCCUUCCUCAUGUACGCCUUCUGGGUGGGCAUUAGCAUUGCAGGUAUGAGCUCGUUCUACUCUGAACUGAUGAAGGGCUUUGGCGCAGGGGCACGGCUUUGGGAGCUACUGGACAGGAAGCCCGAGUUCCCCCUCAAUGAGGGUAUUGUACUGAGGCCGGAGCAGCUUAAGGGUCAACUGGAGUUCCAGAAUGUCUCCUUUGCCUACCCAACCCGCAAAGACGCCCCCAUCUUCCAGGACCUGAGUCUCUCUGUGCCUGCUGGCUCCGUCAUGGCUGUGGUAGGGCCCAGUGGAUCGGGCAAAUCCACUCUGGUCUCCCUGCUGCUCAGGCUCUAUGACCCAGUUGCAGGUGUGAUCACUAUCGACGGGCAUGAUGUGAGAGAUUUGAAUCCUUAUUGGCUGAGGAGUCACAUUGGAACUGUUAGUCAGGAGCCUGUACUCUUCUCCUGUUCCAUCGCUGAGAACAUUGCCUAUGGAGCGCCCGACUCUGGCACGGUCACAGUUCAGGAAAUCCACCAGGCUGCACAGAUCGCCAACGCUUAUGAGUUUGUCCGAGGUUUCCCAAAAGGCUUUGACACUGUGGUGGGAGAGAAGGGUGUUCUUCUCUCAGGUGGUCAGAAACAGAGAAUUGCUAUUGCAAGGGCUCUGCUUAAGAACCCCAAGAUACUUCUACUUGAUGAGGCUACAAGUGCCCUGGAUGCAGAGAAUGAGUUCCUGGUCCAGGAGGCUCUAGAGCGGCUCAUGGAUGGUCGCACAGUGCUGAUCAUCGCCCACCGCCUCUCCACCAUCCAGAACGCUGACGCCGUGGCUGUGCUGGACCAGCGGCGUGUGGUGGAGUGUGGGCAGCAUGCACAGCUCCUGGGCAACCGCCAAGGCCUCUUCAGGAAGCUGAUGGAGAAACAAGCCUUCCUUCAAGAGGGGCAAAAGCAAGCGUUGCGUUGAAAAGAGCUGGGGAGGGGCCUUAAAUGUAGAGAAACUGCCUUUAGCUGUGUGGUGACGUGCUAAUCACGCUGCGCUCUGCUACACUCCUCAGUCUGUCAGUGGUGUGUGUGAAUCAGUUUAAGCUAUUUGCAAGGGAGCAUUUGAAUAUCAACUGGAACAUGGAUGAUUUUAAUAUUGCAGAGCCAUCUCGUAGUGCUGAGGGGGGUUCAUUUUGAGACAGCCAGUAGGUUUGGAUUCUCUUCUUGAGGACACCCAACUUAUUGAGUAUCAUUCUUCAAGCUACAAUAUGUCACUUUUUGGGUGACCUGACCAAAUUUGCAUAGAAAUGUUAUAGAUCAGUCACUCAUUGAAAGCAAGUCUAAGAAGGGGUACAUCUGUUCUAUAUGCGCUAUUUCUAUGCUUCCUGUUAAGUUUUGUCUUUUACUUUCGGUUUUGUACACCAGCUUUAAAAAGCUGGAAAUAUUUUUGAUUCUGAAAAAUAUAUUUCACAGCGGUUAAGAUGGUACAAUGAUUCUCUACACUGUGCUUCCUAGUUUUGUCAAACACUGAAAUUUUUUCACAAAAUUGGGUUGUGCCUUCAGAUAGUGAGUCAUGUGGCUUGCGAUAUAAAGCAGAAGGACAGUCAUCGAGGCAUUCAGUUAUUGUUCGAUUGAAGGUUAGAAUGGGUGAAACGAAUAACCUAAGCGACUUGGAGCAUGGUUUUAUCAUCGGUGCCAGGCAUGCAGGUUCCAGUAUCUUAGAAACGGUCUGCCUCCUGGGCUUUUCACGCACAACUGUGUCUAGGGUUUACCGAGACGUGAGACAAACAAAAAAACAUCCAAUCAGCAGCAGUCCUGUGGGCGAAAACAGCUUGUUGAUGAGAGGUCGAUUGAGAAUGGCAAGAAUAGUGCAAGCUUACAGGCGGACCACAAACAGGCAACUAAUGGCGCACAACGACAUCUUGGAACUCACAACUCAUCCGUCCUUGUCACGGAUGGGCUAUUGCAGCAGACGACCACACCAGGUUCCACUCCUAUCAGCUAAAAACAAGAAGCGGCUCCAGUGGGCACGCAAUCACCAACACUGGACAAUUGAGGAGUAAAAAAACAAACAUUGCCUGGUCUGACAAAUCUUGAUUCCUGUUGCGUCAUGCCAGAGUCAGGAUUUGGCAUAAGCAGCGCGAGUCCAUGGCCCAUCCUGCCUGGUGUCAACAGUAGAGGAUGAUUAGGGUGGUGUGGGGAUUGUUAAUUCCAUUGAUAACAAUUGAGCAAUGUUUCCAUGCCCUGAAGAAUUCAGACUGUUCUGGAGGCAAAGGGGUGUCUGACUCGGUACCAGAUGGUACCUAAUAAACUAGCCACAGUGUGCAUUUAUUUGUUAGAAGUUAUCCAAAACGUGAAGCUAGCAUUGUCAAUUAUGUAGGCCUAUUUCAAAGACAAUGGAAAACAUACAGAACACUGAUAUACAAGCAACAUUGGCAUAAAUGUGGACGAUAAUCAAAUAUCUUACAUUGCAGUUGAUAAAGCAAACAAACCACCACUGAUCAGUUAUGAAAAUGAUGUGCAUAUCCAUGCAAAUGUUCUGCUAUAUCACCUAUUUCACCACUGGCUAUUAUUUCAUUGAUGGAUAGUAUGCUGGAUAUUUGAUUUACAUGAAAUACAAUCACAAAAUUAAUCUUCAAAGAUGCUUUUGGGUGUUCCACUGGUACCAAUUGUACAUUGUACAUUUCUGAACAAUCUAACAUUCAAUAGGUAGAAUUUGACCAAAUCCAUGUUAUCUUGACAGUUGACAGUAUGUAUAACUGAAAGACCUUGCAGACUUUUUAGUAUUUGGAUGUAGAUUUCAGCAAAAUCCUUUCUACUAAUGGGAUAUGUAGAUCUUUAAAAUGUGGCAUUAUACGCUCACAUUAUCAAAUAACAUUUAUUUUCUUAUCUGACACUGAUGAAUAGAUUUCUCACUUACCUGUGACACUGGAUGUACUGUGCCUGGAUUGUACUGCAAAGAAACAUUCACUGCUCUGUUUUGUGCCAUUUUGCUCCUCACAUUUUAAUCUUGGAUUCAGUAGUCAUCCUUGUGCAAUAGAAUGGCAAGAACAAGAAUGGUAGGGAGAUUUUAAAUAACUUUGAGCUUCAACCAAUGCCAUACCAAUGUGUUUGUGUGUAAGUCCUAUAUCCAUGUUCUCUACAGAAGGCUCCUUGGUAAAAUCAGCAUGUUGUAAUAAUGUAUUCAAAUAUAAUAUUUUAAUGAUUUUGUGUGCUAAAUUAUUAGGCCUUUGAAAAAUAAACGAUUUUAAUAAUA
This is a messenger RNA of Oncorhynchus gorbuscha (pink salmon), 4955 nucleotides long. RefSeq names its product ATP-binding cassette, sub-family B (MDR/TAP), member 10 (gene abcb10). The transcript has 13 exons. NCBI's taxonomy places the organism in Eukaryota, Metazoa, Chordata, Actinopteri, Salmoniformes, Salmonidae. The record is from RefSeq and is a predicted model, not a curated record. The coding region runs from base 528 to 2681 and encodes 717 amino acids. Gene Ontology annotation, cellular component: membrane. Gene Ontology annotation, molecular function: ABC-type oligopeptide transporter activity; ATP hydrolysis activity; ATP binding. Gene Ontology annotation, biological process: transmembrane transport.